This is a messenger RNA of Caenorhabditis auriculariae, 1103 nucleotides long. NCBI's taxonomy places the organism in Eukaryota, Metazoa, Nematoda, Chromadorea, Rhabditida, Rhabditidae. The record is from the annotation of a GenBank genome assembly.
AUGGAGCUUUUCCUUGAGAAAAACGUCCCCUACACCAUCAUCACGAUGGUCAUCGUCUUCUUCGGAUGGAAAUCCGUCAACCCGGCGACCUGUCCGAGAUUCUUCUCCAUGAGAAUGUUCGCCUACACGAUCCUCAACUUCCUGUGUCACCUGUACUUGACAAGCGGCCUCCCCCAUUGCUUCGAAGCCUACAAAGUUCUCAUCGAAAACCACCCAGGUGAAUUUUUGUGAAGCUUGAGAGACAAUUUGACCCGUUGAAAGUCUUUCCUUAUCGGAAAGUGAAAAAAAAUCAUUUUUUUUAUCCAGUAGAAGUUUUUUCCUUUUUUUUCAAUAAGAAGAACUCCCUAUAACCUUUUCGAAAAAAAUAAUCAAUAAAAAAAAGUAUUUAGGAACUCCAGAGUGUUCCCUUCAGGGGCAACUUUUGGAACUUGUAUAGGGGCUUCUCUAGGGACCACUCUACCAAUCCCGAAAGGAGCACUAAAGUUUGCAAAAGUGGUCACUAUAGGGGACUUACUAGUCGAUAAUUCUUAUGAACUCUAUGCGAAAAACUAAAUAUAACGUUUUUCGAAUGAAAUUACUCAAGCUUUAGGGGCUAAGGGGUCAUACUUUGAACCUUCCUAGGGAUCACCUUGAUUUUACACCUAUAGGGACCACUUUUUCGGUCCCUAUGAGGGUUGUUUUUCUCCUUAACCCCUAUAGGAACCACUUUGGAAUUCCUGAUUUUUUUUAAGUUCCCCUGUGAUCAUCUCCUUCUCCGAGAAAUGGAAAGAUGAUGAAUCUUUGAUUUUUUGAAAAAAAUAAACAUUUAUAUUGUUUGUAAAGACUUUUUAGAGUAAAACGUAAAACCCUCAAAAUAGCGAGAAAAAGUUUCAUAUGGUUCCAUGGUUUCGAAGCGAAAAGUUCUGCUAAUUUCAGCGAAAACGUACCCGCUUCUCUUCACGAUAUUUCUGAUCUUCUACAUCAAGACAAUCCUCGAAGAAGUGACCAGGAGCCGCCACGGAUUCUUCAGCCGCAGGAUCUUGAAGAUCAGCUGCGUCUACUGGACCUUCGCCCUCAUCUGCGUCGGUGUUACCAACCUUUUCGUCGUCAAAAAGCUCAUGUGA